Molecule: messenger RNA, 297 nt
Organism: Pseudophryne corroboree (corroboree frog)
Lineage: Eukaryota; Metazoa; Chordata; Amphibia; Anura; Myobatrachidae
Product: histone H2B 1.1-like
Exons: 2
Coding region: 1-297 (98 amino acids)
Cellular component (GO): nucleosome
Molecular function (GO): structural constituent of chromatin; DNA binding; protein heterodimerization activity
Source: RefSeq, a predicted model, not a curated record
AUGCCUGAUCCAGCAAAGUCUGCGCCGGCGCCCAAAAAAGGCUCAAAGAAAGCCGUAACCAAGACCCAGAAGAAGGAUGGGAAGAAGCGUAGAAAGAGCAGGAAGGAGAGUUACGCCAUUUACGUCUACAAGCGCAUUGCGGGGGAAGCUUCCCGCCUGGCUCACUACAACAAGCGCUCCACCAUCACCUCCCGGGAGAUCCAGACGGCAGUACGUCUGCUGCUGCCGGGAGAGUUGGCCAAGCACGCCGUGUCCGAGGGCACCAAGGCCGUCACCAAGUACACCAGCGCCAAGUAG